This is a messenger RNA of Paramecium tetraurelia, 1034 nucleotides long. RefSeq lists its product as uncharacterized. The record is from RefSeq and is a predicted model, not a curated record. Gene Ontology annotation, cellular component: nucleus. The transcript is spliced from 4 exons. Lineage: Eukaryota; Ciliophora; Oligohymenophorea; Peniculida; Parameciidae. Gene Ontology annotation, biological process: regulation of DNA-templated transcription.
AUGAGCUCAGAUUUUAAAUAAGAUGGAACUCCUUUUACUAAAUUGUUUUAAAGAUUAGAAAAUAUACAUCAAUCUCCUGUUUUUAAUGCUGAUUGUCUCCAACACCAAGAUGACAUGUAUAUAAAAGACUAGUCCCCUGAAUAAGUCUGUAAGAAAUUGGAAUUCACUCCAUAUUUGAAAUCUCCCAAUCAAUUUCAACCUUAUUCUCCAUUAAAUCAUUAGACAACCAAAAAAGCAAAUAUAUUCGUUAUUUCUCCUGCCAGAUAAAUCAACUUUGACCACACCAAGACAGAAUAACGACUUGUCAAUAUAAGUUCACCUCUCAGUUCAAUGAAGAUACCGGAUGAUCUAUUAUGCGAGGAGGAAGAGAUCUUAUCAGAAGAUCAAGACAAUCGUUCUCAAUUCAGAAGUCCUCCCAAAUCACCUCACAGAAAAUUAGAAAGAGCUACCAAAUUGAAAUUCAUCAAUUUCGUAACCUUAAAAAAGCCACUCAAAUUUACGAGUGAUUAAAUAACCAAUAGAAAACAAAACCCCAAACAGAGUAAAAACCUAAAAUAAUCGUAUGCAAUUGUAAGAAAUCCAAAUGUCUUAAAUUAUAUUGUGAUUGCUUUGCUGCAGGCGUAACAUGUGGCAAAAAUUGCAAUUGCUGUUCUUGUCAUAAUAACGAUGAUCAUACAAAAGAAAGAGAAACUGUUAUCAAAUAAAUCAUGGAAAGGAAUCCAUCGGCAUUUUCGCCCUAAAGUUGAAUCCAAAAGCAACUCAGAAGAUGAAUAAGACCAUAAGCCAAGACAUUUCAAAGGAUGCAAUUGUAAAAAAUCGAAUUGCCUUAAAAAAUAUUGUGAAUGCUAUUAAAUGGGAGUCAAAUGUUCUGAAUUAUGUAAAUGUGAUGAAUGUAAAAAUUGUGAAAUGCCUGUUAAAAAAGAUUCAAGAAAAAGGAUUAAACAUGUACACCAACAUUUUAAACAUACUGAAAUCUAUUGAGUUAAUGAUUAAGUUUUGGGCUUUUUUUCAAUAUUUUGCUAUUCAUUUUUUAA